Messenger RNA from Suillus discolor, 1422 nucleotides. RefSeq names its product cytochrome P450. Gene Ontology annotation, molecular function: oxidoreductase activity, acting on paired donors, with incorporation or reduction of molecular oxygen; heme binding; iron ion binding. The transcript is spliced from 13 exons. Lineage: Eukaryota; Fungi; Basidiomycota; Agaricomycetes; Boletales; Suillaceae. Bases 1 to 1422 code for a protein of 473 amino acids. The record is from RefSeq and is a predicted model, not a curated record.
AUGUUGACAAUCACCAACGUUACUUGGCUGGACCUACUAUACCUCACCGGUGUCACAGUGGGAGUCUAUUUGGUAAAGCAGACGGUCAUCAAGAAGAAUCCUGCACCAUAUCCACCUGGUCCCAGGGGGUGGCCUCUCAUUGGCAAUGUUUUAGAUAUGCCUCGCAUCAAGGCCUGGAUUACAUUUACCAAGUGGGGUAAGAAGUAUGGUGAUAUCACGCAUAUCGAGGUUCUGGGUCGGCACAUCAUUGUGCUGAACUCUGUCAAGACUGCAAUGGAUAUGAUGGACAGUAAAAGCACUUUGUACUCUGACCGUCCUGUUCUUCCUAUGGCUGGCGAACUUCAACGCAAGAACUUACAUCGCGUCAUCGGCAGUCGCGCCGCAGUGGACGUAUACAACGAAAUUGAGGAGGAGCAUAUCCGAUAUACGGUUGGCGCUGUCACUCUGCGCAUAUCUCAUGGUUAUGAAGUGAAAGAGAAAGAUGAUCCCUUCGUUGACCUCGCCAACCGCGUUCUAACCCAUGCCUCGCGGGCCUUGGCUCCUGGUGCCUUUAUAGUUGAUAUUGUACCAUUCCUGGCAAAGGUCCCCGCGUGGUUUCCCGGUGCUGGCUUCAAGCGCAUAGCAUGUGAAUGGCGUGGGGCCCUCGAAGAGAUGGUUUCUACACCCCACCAGUUCGUCAAGGACCAGAUGGUUGCUGGCAUCGCCCCUGUAUCUUUUACCUCGAAUCUCUUGGAAGGCAGUGGUGUGUCCGCAGAAGAGGACUACGCCGUGAAAUGGUCUGCUUUUUCCCUAUACGCCGGUGGUACUGACACGACUGUUUCUGCAAUAUACUCGCUUUUUCUAGCUAUGACGCUUUUCCCUGAUGUGCAGAAGAAAGCUCAGGCUGAAAUAGAUGUGGUUGUCGGUCCUGACCGUCUUCCCACCUUUGCUGACCGCGACUCCCUCCCCUAUACUGAUGCCCUGGUAAAAGAAGUCCUCCGCUGGCACGUUGUCGGUCCUACAGGUCUCCCUCACUGUGUGACUGAAGAUGAUAUCCAUGACGGGUACUAUAUUCCAAAAGGCUCCUUAGUGAUACCUAACAUUUGGUUCAUGCUCAACGAUCCACGAGCAUAUACUAACCCCUCGCAAUUCAACCCUGAACGCUUCUUGGCUGAGGACGGAAAAGAACCUGAGAUGGAACCUCGCACAGUCUGCUUCGGAUUCGGUAGACGUAUUUGCCCAGGCCUCCACCUCGCUGAUGCCUCUAUCUGGAUAACUACUGUAAUGUCACUGGCAGUGUUUGACAUUUCAAAGGUUGUCGAGCAUGGCGUUAAGGUUACACCCGAGAUUGAUCAAUUACCAGGUUCAACCUGCCACCUCAAACCAUUUAAGUGUUCUAUCAAGCCUCGCUCCACGACUGCCCUUGAGCUCAUUGAGCAAUAA